Messenger RNA from Dentiscutata erythropus, 138 nucleotides. Lineage: Eukaryota; Fungi; Glomeromycota; Glomeromycetes; Diversisporales; Gigasporaceae. The record is from the annotation of a GenBank genome assembly.
AUGAAAUAUGAUAAUUUCAACCAGGAUGAUACUUGUUCUCAAGUACUUAAAUCAGAUUACGUUGGCUUGUUGGAACACCAAAGAAAUAAGAUUCACCCGAAAGAAUAUCAUUUAGAACCAUUAAUUACCUCUCUUUGA